Molecule: messenger RNA, 1545 nt
Organism: Alternaria hordeiaustralica
Lineage: Eukaryota; Fungi; Ascomycota; Dothideomycetes; Pleosporales; Pleosporaceae
Exons: 2
Coding region: 1-1545 (514 amino acids)
Biological process (GO): DNA-templated transcription
Molecular function (GO): zinc ion binding; DNA binding
Source: RefSeq, a predicted model, not a curated record
AUGUGCUACCCCUCUGACAGCUUGGCUAACACAGUGUCAGAAUUUGGAUUGACGUGCGAGUACAUACGUGAGCGCAAGAAACGCGGAAAGGCAUCGCGGAAGGAUCUUGCCCAACAGCAGGCUGCGACCGCCGCAGGAGGCACUGGUGCGCCGAAGUCUGAGGAUUCCAGCACCCCGCAAUCGUCGGAGAAAGCUACCGAGUCUGUUCACGGCAAUAGUCCCAAGCUUCCUGAAGGCCAACGCUCUCUGCCUGAGCUACCUGGUCGAUCGGCCAGUAUUGCGACAACACGACCCGAGAUGGAUACCGCGUCGAUGUAUCAGAACAGGACGAUGAGCAUGGGUGCAAUCGACACUAUGCCAGAAUCUGAUAUGCACCAUCAAAUGACCGAGAGCAUGCAAUCUAUGCAUCCCAUGCAGCCGCCCCGAUUACAGACUCAAGGGCUGUCUAUGCACAACCCCAUGCCCGAGUACACAUCGAUGGAGGAGUACCACCGGAGCCUUACCUAUCAGUCACCACUCCAAAUGAUGCAACCUGGAAUGCAGCCCGUUGUACCUUCGCACGGCCAUGGAAUGGAGUACUCUGACAGCCCCUACAGUAUGAUGAGCCCACAAAGCGCACAUACACAAGCACCCACGAAUACCUUCAGGAUGCCCGAAGAGGCAUCCAACAUGGGUUACAUGCCUCAAUCACCAGUUGAUGGAUCGCCUGGUUGGAUGCUGCCUUCACCUUCUACAACGAUGUACUCUGGCGCACAACAUCAGAAUCCCUCUCAGCAGUUGAGAUACCCUGUUCUGCAGCCGUUAGUACCACAUCUCGCAAAUGUCAUGCCGAUUUCACUAGCUUGCGACUUACUAGAGCUCUAUUUCCAGAGUUCAUCAACUGCGUUUAUGCAACCAGUCUCCCCUUACGUACUAGGCUACGUCUUCCGAAAGCGCUCUUUCCUCCGCACCAACAACCCUCGCGUGUGCAGUCCAGCAUUGCUGGCAAGUAUGCUCUGGAUUGGCUGCUUGACAAGCGAAUCUCCAUAUCUUUCUUCAUCGCCAUCUGCGCGGAGCCAAUUAUCGGAGAAACUCAUCAACCUGACCAUCAGUCUCUUGAAGCCUCUCGUGCAUCAAAAUCCAGGUGGUUCCGAUGCCAGUCCGACGGCUUUCAACGGCGUCGGGCCGAUCAAUGGUGUCACCAUGGGUGGUUUUGGUAUGCCCGCACAAGAUUCCGACAUUGGUUUGCCGGGAGCACCAGGAGGCCUUGACGACGUAGCAACCUACAUGCACUUGGCCAUAGUGAUCUCAGCCAGCGAGUACAAGGCUGCAUCACUCCGCUGGUGGAACGCCGCCUGGUCACUGGCUAGGGAGCUUAAACUUGGCAAGGAAGUGCCUGUGACACCGCCUCCCGAACCGAAUGACGAAGAUGCACCUGGAGACCUCGAUGCGGAACACAUGGGCGCAGGAUACCCAACCAGUCAACACACAUCCAUGGACUUCACAGAAGAGCAAAGAGAAGAGCGCAGACGUAUAUGGUGGCUGCUGUUCACUGUUGAUCGGUAA